Aspergillus tanneri is the source of this 1203-nucleotide messenger RNA. RefSeq lists its product as uncharacterized. The transcript is spliced from 2 exons. Bases 1 to 1203 code for a protein of 400 amino acids. Gene Ontology annotation, molecular function: FAD binding; oxidoreductase activity. Lineage: Eukaryota; Fungi; Ascomycota; Eurotiomycetes; Eurotiales; Aspergillaceae. The record is from RefSeq and is a predicted model, not a curated record.
AUGAGGACUAUCACGUUUGACGACACUAAGCAGCAAGCUACAGUCCAGUUCGGUCAAACACUAGGUCCUCUGGCUCUUGUGCUGGGACAAAGAGGCUAUGCGUUACCGCAUGGCACAUGUUCCGGAGUUGGGAUAUCUGGCCAUAGUUUGGGUGGUGGCUGGGGGUUCACAUCACGCAAGUGGGGUUGGUUGUUGGAUCACGUUGUGUCUGUGGAGUUUGUUGACAUCACAGGUAGUAUCCGAACGCUAGGCCCUAUGUCAACGGGUGAGGAUGCUGAACUGUGGUGGGCACUUAGAGGUGCGGGUUCCAAUAAUUUUGGGAUCGUAACCUCGUUUACAUAUGCCUUGGAGGUAGCUCCUCCCACCGUCGUGAACUACGGAAUGAGAUUUGCUACAAAUAAGGACUGCGUACAUGUCCUUCUAGCCCUGCAGGAGCUCGGGGGUCUCGAUGCCAACGACGAUCCUAAUGGCUUUCCGCCUGAACUGGGAGGGCAACUUAUUAUAAUGGGACGUCGCGUGAAUGACGCAAGUGUCUGCCAAUUUACUGGCCAGUAUUUAGGCAGUAAAUACAACUACACUACUGUCAUCGACAGGCUUCUUGCAAAACUUUCUAGCCGCGGAGUAAAACCACUGGAGCCUGAAGAGUCAUAUAUACGUGAAUUCCAUACUUGGAACUUGGCCCUCACAGAUUUAAUGGGACCUUUGGAAGCCUCAAGCGUUCCGCUGCCUUAUUAUGCACAGUCUCUUUUAGACAACGGCCGCCCUAAUUAUACGUUCGACGAAGCUGAUUCAAUAAUAAAUGCCUUACAGACUGCCAUAGGCAUCGAAGGAACCUCGAGCCAUAUGUCCUUUGAUCUCAACGGUCCAGGCUCAAGGACAAAUCUCGAUCCAGCUACUGGGGAUAUGUCAUUCAUCCACCGUCGGAGCCUCUUUCUAACACAGGUUUACUCCGUCCAGUUCCCCGGGUUUGAGAACGUCACAGCGCGUGCCGUUGCAUUGGACAAGAUUCGCGCUGUAAUUGAUACUAUGAAGCAGACCAGCCCUGACAGUGACUGGCACGCGUAUCAGAAUUAUAUCGACCCAUAUUUGAUAUCAUUCGGGAGGGCGUAUUAUGGUUUCAACCUGGAUCGGUUAAAGUUGCUCAAGCGAGCUCUAGAUCCGCACACUGUUUUAGACUUUCCUCAGGGUCUUGCUCAUGCUUAA